Messenger RNA from Anastrepha obliqua, 1104 nucleotides. Its product is annotated as formylglycine-generating enzyme. Gene Ontology annotation, cellular component: endoplasmic reticulum. Lineage: Eukaryota; Metazoa; Arthropoda; Insecta; Diptera; Tephritidae. The coding region runs from base 91 to 1104 and encodes 337 amino acids. The record is from RefSeq and is a predicted model, not a curated record. The transcript has 3 exons.
AAUAAAAUUGAAGAACAUUGACCCUCACAUCUUGUUUAUUUACAUUAGUUUCUUCUAAGGAACUUUAGAAAUAUUCAAGCAAAUUUUACCAUGGUUCGAAUAAGUUUGGCUUUUCUUUGUUUUCAUUGCUUGGUAAUUCGUAUAACGUCAGAUUGUGGGUGCAAUAAAGCGUUGAACAGGCAGUCCGACACAUUAGACAGCGUAUCUAUAAAAAAGAAUGAGGUUCCAGUUUGCCAGCAAGCCAAAAGAGAUAGUAACCACUAUCGCGAUUAUUACCCAGAAGACCCAACCAUGUCAUUCAUACCUGGCGGAAGCUUUUUAAUAGGAACUGAUGAACCUCAUUUUCAAAGUGAUGGAGAGUCACCGGAGCGUCUAGUUAAAGUUGCCGAUUUUUAUAUCGACAAAUACGAAAUAUCCAAUUCCAGAUUUAACGAUUUUGUUAAAACAACAAAUUAUACUACUGAGGCAGAGAUAUUUGGCGACAGUUUUUUAUUUAAGACACUCCUCACAUCGGAAAUGCAAAAGAAGUACGACGAUUUUCGUGUUGUAAGCGCGCCGUGGUGGUACAAAGUAAAGGGAGUUUCAUGGCGGCAUCCGCAAGGACCGCACAGUAACAUAAACGAUAUCUUGGAUCAUCCAGUUGUUCAUGUAUCUUGGAAUGACGCCGUGGCUUUCUGUGGUUGGGCAGGAAAACGGUUACCAACUGAGGCGGAAUGGGAGGUAGCUUGUCGAGGUGGAAAGAAGAGAAAACUUUUUCCUUGGGGAAACAAAUUAUCACCAUACGGAGAACAUUGGCUAAAUAUAUGGCAAGGAGAUUUUCCUGAUGGGAAUACGGCUGAAGAUGGUUAUAGUAUAACUUGUCCUGUGAGCAAAUUUCGACAAAACGACUAUGAUAUUUACAAUAUUGUUGGAAAUGUUUGGGAAUGGACGCAAGACCUAUGGCAAACGAACGACGUUAGUUCGAAUCCACCACGCGUAAAGAAAGGUGGUUCGUAUUUAUGUCACAAAUCCUAUUGCUACCGCUACCGGUGUGCUGCCCGCUCCCAAAAUACGGAAGACAGUUCAUCCGGUAACUUGGGAUUCCGCUGCGCAAAGGAUGCGUAA